Molecule: messenger RNA, 1872 nt
Organism: Peniophora sp. CBMAI 1063
Lineage: Eukaryota; Fungi; Basidiomycota; Agaricomycetes; Russulales; Peniophoraceae
Source: the annotation of a GenBank genome assembly
AUGGACUGGCAGUUAGUUCCUCCCGAGUCUGUGUACCGUCUAUUUGCAACCAACACUACUCGCUACUCCGACGCGCGCCUGGAUAGCCUCGACACAAUUAUCAAAGAGCUUGCGAACGCGGGAGCGGCGUCUUCAUAUCUCACUCGUCUCAAGCGCACCCGGAACAAUGCUUCCUUCCUAUGCGGCUUUCCUCCAGAGAUCAUCUGCGACAUCAUCUCAUUCGCCAAGGUCGACUUCGGAUGGCCCAAGCUCAAUGCUGUAGCUCGAUGCGACUGGUAUGACGACGACGAAGACAACGAGGAGGAGGAGACCUCGCGUGCUCAGAACAGCGUGGACUUGGGCUGGAUCGAACUUACGCACAUGUGUUCCUAUUGGAGAGAGCUCGCGAUAAACACACCUUCUCUUUGGACGGAUCCGCGCGACUAUUUCGCGCUUCCGCCGCUUUUCUCGCGGUUGAUCCGAGAGAGGGCGCGAAAUCUCCCUUCGCGUUUGGAGCUGUCAGCGUCCAGUCUUCGACGUCUCAAGAGCGUCGGACACAAGAUUCUAUUGCCUGCGCGCAACGUUCCCGUCGCGGAGUUACUCCUGCUGUCGUUCUCCGUCGGCAACUUCCGCUUCCUCGAGCGCGGGUACUUCCGCGUUGGCUCAUUCCGGUCUCUACGCCAGUUGACCGUCAGCGUACUCCUCGGGGCGGACGAAUGCCCCGUAUUACUUCCCACCGUCCUCACAUCGAAUUCGUACAUGACCCGCGUUGAACUCCACAAUUGUCUGCCUUCGCGCUGGGACGCUCCCAUGUUCGGCCCUUACCUCAUUCGUCUCUCACUCUCGUAUACGGGGGAUCCGGAGGUUCCUCAUCUCAUGCCCUCGACGUUGGAGUUCUCCCGAAUCCUGGCCUCUGCCACUGCGCUCGAGUUCUUUACCAUCGACGGCAUUCACCUCCAGGGUCCCACCUAUCCCUAUCCGCCAAUGAUAUUGUCUUCGGAGUUGCGUGGGAUGGACGUCGUCAAUUGGCGAAACGCUUCCCAACACCGCGACGCUUUGGUCUUCUUGACAAAUGUGGUCUUCCGGCGUCCAAACAUACGCAUGGAGGUUUCCCUCGGAGUUCUAGAUGGCGGUCUGAUUGACAUGGCCUCGUCCGGCGCCGAUGCAAAGCGUAUUCAAUCCCUCAUUCGCUCGGCCCUCGAGAACAUAUACAGGCAGCAGUUCAGCCCGCCGAGACACAUCAUCCUCGGUCACAAGUCAUUCCUCACGCAUGACUCCGAGACCCAGCAAUCGCCACAACGCGCUCGGCCCAUCUCCAUGACACAGUAUAUGUACGCGGACGUACCGGGAGUAUCCUCUCUCCUGACCUUCGACUUCGAUCUCCCGUCUAUCGCCGACACGUCGUUCUUGUACGAGGGUGCUGUACCUAUUCCUCUCCACGAGCUUCGCUCGAUCUCGCUCAACUGCUCGGGAGCAUGGGCCCAUCUCGAGAGCGACUUAUGGUGGCACGCGAUGAGAGACGCCGAACACGUACGCGACAUCGCGCUAUACUUUAGUGAUUGCGCGAAGCUACUGCCCUUGCUCAAAACAGUGUCGACGGACGGUACCUUGGCCUUCGCGGCGUUCCCUGCCCUCAAGAUACUGCACAUCCACCUCGAGCGAUCCUUUAUCACCAACCGCCUGAGGGAGAGGGAUGCGGUAAGCACGGGAGCAGCCGCGGCGCUCCAGGCUAUAGUCCGCGCUAGGAAGGACCACAGUGUCGAUUCAAGAUUGGAGGCGCUGUUCGUCGAUAAUGCGUUGAGGGGGUGGGCGAUAUGGAGCACCCUUGCGAUUGACAUUCCAGUCAUUUUCCAAGGCUCCUCCUCAUAUCUUCAAGCUCUUUGGGGGAGCUAG